This is a messenger RNA of Selaginella moellendorffii, 994 nucleotides long. RefSeq names its product BRCA1-associated RING domain protein 1-like. The transcript has 5 exons. Gene Ontology annotation, cellular component: BRCA1-A complex; plasma membrane; BRCA1-BARD1 complex. Lineage: Eukaryota; Viridiplantae; Streptophyta; Lycopodiopsida; Selaginellales; Selaginellaceae. Gene Ontology annotation, molecular function: ubiquitin-protein transferase activity. The record is from RefSeq and is a predicted model, not a curated record. Bases 125 to 946 code for a protein of 273 amino acids. Gene Ontology annotation, biological process: positive regulation of transcription by RNA polymerase II; negative regulation of fatty acid biosynthetic process; double-strand break repair via homologous recombination.
UUCAUAUGACCUCGCUUGAAUUGCGUCGCAUAAGGCGGGAAAGAAGAAAAAUCGAAACCGCGCGCGCGCUCUCAACGCGACCCUAGGGCAUCGUCGUCCACGCUCUAGCAUUCUCUCGCUCGCCAUGGAAGCUCGCCCAGUGCAGCAGCAAUCCACGGUUUGCUCCACCGAGGCGCCGCUCUACAACUUGAGCUGCUGCCCGCCCAAGAAGAGAUUCCGGCCAGCGGCCAGCAGCGCCGGCACCGUCAGGGAGCGCUUCUGCGGGAUUCCAUUGCUUCCUGCCAAGAAACGCGUGGUAGCCUUCCAGUUUGGGGAGGAGCAGCUCCUCACAUCUCUCUUGCUCCACCAAGACGAAUCGGACGCCAAGAACAACACAAUGAAGCCCGUCCCAGAGGUUGAGCAAAACAACAGCAACAAGCGCGAGGAAGUGUUUGAAACGGAUGCGCCAGAUCCAGAUCCAAGGACGGUCACAGCACAGCAGGAGAAUGAUCUCUCCUGGUCGUGCCGCUUCUGCCAAGCCAGUGGCGAUUCAGAGGAGGCAGGGCCGCUCAUGGAAUAUCGGAACCGGAGCUUGAUCCCAGCCACAUCUUGCCAUCAAGGAGAAGCUUGCCAUGAUCGCCCGACAGCCGUGCACGUCCACCUUCGUUGUGCCGAGUGGGCUCCCAACGUUUACUACAUAGGCGAUGGUGAUGGGGGAGAGGAGGGCGGUGAUCAGCAAAUACGCAAUGUCAAGUCGGAGAUUGGGAGAGCCAGCAAGCUCAAGUGCCAUGCCUGUGGCUCCAGAGGCGCCGCGCUGGGAUGCUACUUGAGCAAGUGCCGCAAGAGCUUCCACUAUGGCUGCGCUCGUCGAGCCCAAACCAAAGGCCGAUGGGAGACGGAAAGGUAUUUGUUCUUGUGCGACGACCACGCGGCGUGGAGCUUUCCCGGGGAGACCGAAGGGAAAUAAAUGUGAAGCACGUUUUUGUGAUUUAAACACGCGACAAAUAUUUAGGGU